Molecule: messenger RNA, 517 nt
Organism: Electrophorus electricus (electric eel)
Lineage: Eukaryota; Metazoa; Chordata; Actinopteri; Gymnotiformes; Gymnotidae
Gene: sst1.2
Product: somatostatin 1, tandem duplicate 2
Biological process (GO): regulation of cell migration
Cellular component (GO): extracellular region
Molecular function (GO): hormone activity
Source: RefSeq, a predicted model, not a curated record
CACAGUUGGAGCGCUCAGUAAGCCAAACUCAGCAGCCCAGAGGAAGAUGAAGAUGUGUGUGAUGCAGUGCUAUCUUGCCCUUCUGGGCUUUGCUCUUGUGCUGUGCAGUAGUGGAGCUUCCACCCAGCCGGACCUGGAGCGGAACCUGGAACUGGACCAGGGCCUAAGACAGCGCAAGCUUUUGCAAAGGGCCCGGGUGCUUGGCAUGGCUGCACAGGACUGGAGUAAGAGAGAGUUGGAGGACUUGCUAUCCCGGCUGACCCUGCCAGAGUCCAAGAUACGGGAGAGUGAAAUGUCUACGCUGGGGGCACAACAAGAUCUAAAAGUGGAACUGGAGCGCUCAGCAGAGAACUCCAUCAACAAUGCCCCUCGAGAGCAAAAACCAGGCUGUACGGACUUCUACUGGAAAGGAUUUCUUUCCUGUUGAAGCCCCGCCUAUUUGGUCACAUGACAUGACAUUGCCAUUUGGGCGGCUCAUUCUGAAUGUCCAGCCCAAACAAUGAGCAAUAAGGUCAAA